AUGGUUACGCCUGGAAUUCUUCAGCGUCGUCUUAACAAACCGACCUUGACGACUGAAGCCAAGUUCUGGCCAGGUGGCAUUCCUUCUUUCAUCGAGUCUCCAACAGAGAACUUUAAUAUCGAGCCUUACGAUUUCCCUCCGAUCGUGAAGGGCUGGCAUCGCUUUGUUCGGGAAAAUUGGGUCUCGAGUGACGAUGAAACGGAUGACUCCAAGGCUCAACAACGUCGAUCCCUGAUUGAAACCUGGGUCACUGCCCAGCAAGAUUUCCGAGAUGUAUGUUCUAUGAUUCCCUAUAUAUAA
This is a messenger RNA of Penicillium malachiteum, 300 nucleotides long. RefSeq lists its product as uncharacterized. Bases 1 to 300 code for a protein of 99 amino acids. The transcript has a single exon. NCBI's taxonomy places the organism in Eukaryota, Fungi, Ascomycota, Eurotiomycetes, Eurotiales, Aspergillaceae. The record is from RefSeq and is a predicted model, not a curated record.